UCUCUCGAUCUCUUUCUCAGAUCUCUUCAUAACUUCCUCCUAUCAUCGCCUCCGGCCAAACCGCUGGAUUUUCGCCGGAAUUCGCCCUGAAUCUGGUCUCAUUCUCGUCUUGUAAAUACCAAACAACAGACCAGCACGACGCCUUAAACAGCACCAGGACUUCAUCUUACACAAUGGAAUCCAGCACUAAGGCUACAGAUGGAGAAUUCCAAAGAACACAUUUACUCAAUCCUGAUGAUCAGAAAAAAAUUCCUUGGUGGUUGGAGGACAUAUCAUGCCUUCUUCAUUUAGCCGUUUUUGGCAUUUUGGGGGUAUUGUUGAGGUAUAUACUGCAAAAGCUGUUUGGCCCUAACGUGGCUGGCCUUACAGCAGUUGGAACGGCUCUUUACCUAGACCUCCCCUCCAACAUUGUGGGUUCUUUCUUGAUGGGCUGGUUGGGCAUCGUGUUCAAAGAAAACAUAAGCCACAUAUCCAAUCUACUAGCCAUUGGACUGACCACAGGAUUCUUGGGUAGUCUCACCACUUUCAGUGGAUGGAAUCAAAAAAUGCUGGAGUUGGCUGCAGAUGGCCGAUGGGUGGUUUCCAUUGCUGGCUACAUCAUCAUAGGCAUGGGGACUGUGUAUUUUUGCAUUGGUUUUGGGGUUUGGACUGCCAGAGGUUUUCUAUGCCUUCUGAGUCGACUCGGCAUGAGCAAUUCAGUUGGGUGGAAGGUGGAUAGUUACAAACGCCAUGUAGUGGUCUUGUUGCUGUUGGUAUUGAUGCUGGCCUUGUUAUUGGCUGUGAGUCGGGCAUUGAUGAAGACCCAGUUGGAAGCUGAUAAGACCAGUGCCCAAUUGUGGUUGGCCUGCAUGGUUGGGCCUCUAGGCGUGUGGGCUCGGUGGUUCCUCACCCGGCUCAAUGGUCGAGGGUUAGGAAGGAAGGGAUCGAUGAAGUGGGUCCCGUUCGGGACUCUGCUUGCUAAUGUUAUUGCAGCUUCUCUCAAUGCAGGACUGGCUACAACAAAGAAAGUGGUUAACACAAAGCGCUAUGAAAUCAUCGUGGACGGCAUUCAGCUUGGAUUUGUAGGGAAUUUAAGCACCGUCUCUACCUUUAUCGCUGAGAUCUAUGCUAUGGUUCACAGUGAAUGCCCGUGGAGAGCAACCAUCUAUGUCACACUCACAUUCGUUCCCUCGUUUGCCUUAGGGACAUUGUUAUAUUGUGUGCCUGUUUGGACAAAAGGAUAUUAAUGGGGUGGUCCACUGGCGAUCAAUCUCUCUUCAAGCUCACUUGGGCUCGUUCAAGAGCUUGUAAAUGGAGGUAAAUGAAAUUCAUUUCACAAUUCUACUUGGGAUUUCAAAUCAACCCCAUUUACUUCCAAUUCCAUUUACUGACAUUUACUCCCAUCCAAAUGCACCUCUUAUCUCAUUU
Molecule: messenger RNA, 1407 nt
Organism: Magnolia sinica
Lineage: Eukaryota; Viridiplantae; Streptophyta; Magnoliopsida; Magnoliales; Magnoliaceae
Product: fluoride export protein 1-like
Exons: 7
Coding region: 174-1226 (350 amino acids)
Biological process (GO): fluoride transmembrane transport
Cellular component (GO): membrane
Molecular function (GO): fluoride transmembrane transporter activity
Source: RefSeq, a predicted model, not a curated record